GCCAGCCUUUUUUCUCUUUCGGUGUACUUUUUGUCAUCAGUGGAAGAUGUCUGGUCGUGGCAAACAGGGCGGCAAAGCUCGUGCAAAGGCGAAGUCUCGCUCUUCCCGGGCUGGCCUGCAGUUUCCAGUGGGCCGUGUGCACCGCCUCCUCCGUAAGGGUAAUUACUCCGAGCGGGUGGGCGCUGGUGCUCCGGUGUACUUGGCGGCUGUGCUGGAAUACCUGACUGCCGAGAUCUUGGAGCUGGCUGGCAAUGCGGCCCGCGACAAUAAGAAGACACGAAUUAUCCCGCGCCACCUACAGUUGGCCAUCCGCAACGACGAGGAGCUCAACAAGCUGCUGGGCCGCGUGACCAUCGCGCAGGGCGGCGUCCUGCCCAACAUCCAGGCCGUGUUGCUGCCCAAGAAGACCGAGAGCCAUCACAAGGCCAAGGGCAAGUGAGGCCCCUAUUGGUUGUUAGUGCAACCUUACGGACACCAAAGGCUCUUUUCAGAGCCACCCACAGCCUCAUUAGAAAGUGCUGUACACUGAGCCUGUCACCAGUUACUGGCCGGGCAAGGUCUCCCGACUCUUUCCAUGCAUUCCUGUGCGGCGCCUGGGGAGCUCACGGGAGACCAACGGCUUCAUCUGCGGGUGGCCUGCGGUCAGUUGUAAGCGUUCGAGUUUCUCCUCACCACUCCGGUGUCAGACACAAGGUUUCAGUUAACGUUCUUGUUUGGAAUUUAAGGGAAUACUUUAUUCUGUAGAAAUUAGCAUAAGGUUCUGGUUGGUAGAUGCUAGUGUUACUACUGAAACUGGGUAAAUUAACAUGUUCAAAUCUUCCAAAACAUGAAGUCCAUUUGAAUUCAGAUCAUAACGCCUCGGGUUUCCAAAGGUUUCUGAAGGAAGAUUUGGGUAUUUCAAGUCUACUUGUUUAUAUAAACGUGCUGUUAUAAGGCGAUUUACAACUUUGGAGUUUGCUGGUUUCUUUUGUGGGGGUGGGGAGCCAGUAUCUAGGCUGCUUCAGCCUGCACAGUGGUAGGAUUACAGAUGACCAUGGUGUUCCUGCAGGCAUUUGGAAUUGGUUAAUCAGAUCCACUUAAGUAGCUUAACCUUGGGGAACAAAAUAAUUUGUCACGUUUUGGUUAAACUAUGUAUGAGAGUACAGCGGAGUCACACGAAGUAAAUGUUUUCAGAGACGAUUGAGACUUCCAUAGGCAGCGUGAAAAGUGUUGGAGUUCCAGGUAAAUCAACAGGAGCAUGUACGUGGGAAAGGGAGAGGAGGGGGUUAAAUGCGUUACUUUUAAAUCCUUUAAAAUGCCACAGAAUUGAGCCUCUCUUCCUUGUUAACUGCUGUACACUACUUAAAUUUUAACAAUACAGGCCAUCAAGACAAUUAUAUAAUGUUUAUUAUAUAAUUUAUAUAGACUCUAACAAACAAAACUGGAUCUGUUCAAGCCUGGGCUCCUCAGGCACUGUCUGUAACUACAAAUCUGCUUAUAAAAUUUCAAUGUCUUAAAAAGUCA
Messenger RNA from Grammomys surdaster, 1503 nucleotides. RefSeq names its product histone H2A type 3. Bases 47 to 439 code for a protein of 130 amino acids. The transcript has a single exon. NCBI's taxonomy places the organism in Eukaryota, Metazoa, Chordata, Mammalia, Rodentia, Muridae. Gene Ontology annotation, molecular function: structural constituent of chromatin; protein heterodimerization activity; DNA binding. Gene Ontology annotation, cellular component: nucleosome. The record is from RefSeq and is a predicted model, not a curated record.